This is a messenger RNA of Puccinia triticina, 1077 nucleotides long. RefSeq lists its product as uncharacterized. The transcript has 2 exons. The record is from RefSeq and is a predicted model, not a curated record. Lineage: Eukaryota; Fungi; Basidiomycota; Pucciniomycetes; Pucciniales; Pucciniaceae. The coding region runs from base 1 to 1077 and encodes 358 amino acids.
AUGCCGCUCUCGAACACCCCAAAACAUACGAAAUCGUCCAAAAAGAUCAAAGUAAAGCCCCCAAAGAAAAACUCUCCGGCAUUGCUCACAAAGAAAGGAAAAAAACAGAAAUCACCCCCGUCGCCAAUUGUCAAAAGAAAGCUAUCCCAAUCGAGGUCCAAGAUUGUGACCAAGAGCGACGAGGACUCUGAGUAUCAGCUCCCUGAAGCUUCCAUCGCCUCUGAAGCAUCCGAAACGUCUGAAGAGUCCUAUUUGUCUGAUCCUAACUCCCUUCCUGAUGAUUCGGACAACAAAGAACCUUCUUUGGACGACCAAGAAAAUUUGCCCCCGUCGCCGAAGAACAGAACUAAAUCUUCUUUUCGCCCGUCUUCAAAAAACAGGAAGAACGUAUCGCCCCCGUUGCCAAAGAUCAGAAAGAACAGCCACCAAACUAAGAUCAACAACGACCGCCACUAUCAGCAGCCCGAGACUUCCUCAAGCCAACGACCGACUUCAAACAACAAGGACGACGUUGAACAAACCCCUUCAUCUGGCAAAAAGAAGGAGAAGGCGAAAUCUGCGUCUGGCAACAAGAGAACAAAAGGAAACAAGAAGAAAAUCCAGAAGAAGUCCGCCUCAUUCAAGGAAUCCGAAGAGGCAGAAGUCGAGUCGGAUGUGGCCCAUAUUCUUCAAGCCGACGACUCAUUCCUUGGUAAUCAGACGGCCGGCGACGAAUCCAUUGCGAAUCACACCGCCGAAGGUUCCUUCCUUGCCAAUCAAACGGCCGGCGACGCGUCUUUGCUUGAUCAGACGGCCGAGACAGCCUGCGACGAUUCCUUGCUUAAUCCUGGCGACGAAACCAUUCAGACUGGGGAAGACGAAUCCUUCCUGGCCAAUCACACUGCCGCUGCCGAAGAGAAUUCCGUACAGUCUCAGAAGCCACCUCCAAAGUCUCAGCCUGCCUCACGACUUCGAUUACUGCUCAAAUUGCCUAAGUUACCUGCCUCAGGUGAUGAAUUACGUCCCGAUUCAAAGCCUCCAAGCCCGCCCUUACCACCUGAAAGCACAAGACGGCGAUCUACCCGCCAAAAAAAGUGA